Molecule: messenger RNA, 820 nt
Organism: Physella acuta
Lineage: Eukaryota; Metazoa; Mollusca; Gastropoda; Physidae
Cellular component (GO): extracellular region
Molecular function (GO): chitin binding
Source: RefSeq, a predicted model, not a curated record
AAAGCAAAUACAAAAGAUGUGUAGCCGGAUAAUCCUGUCUAUCUUAGCCCUGACUGCCUGUUUGCAGGUAUCCUCCCCACAGGUUGUGUACCUAUGGGGAUCUAACGAAACCUAUAAUGAACUGUGCCCACCUGGUGCGUUGUUCACCACAAGUGCGUUACCCCCACGAAUGUGCGACCAGCGCAGCUACGUCAUGUGCUCCAACGGUACCGCCAUAGCCCUCAACAAAUGCGCCACCAAUGAGAGGUACAACAACGUGACGACAUGGUGCGACAGCAUCGACAACGUGCCUUUACACGAGGAGUGUAAACACCUGCAGAACGAACGGAAAUACCCGUUGAGCUGUGAAGAGCAAGGUGCGGUGUACGUACCUGUCAACAACACCUGUAAAAAAUACACCUGGUGUGGGAUUGGCGGACUGGAAUUUACAAUGAGCUGUCCAUUACUGUCGUACUUCAUCCCCGAGGAGGAGAGAUGCAUGUACAUCACAGGAGAAUAUCUGAAGAGAAUAUCUCCUGUAUCUUUCAUCAAGUGCCACAAAAUGGAUCCUUACACGCUGGAAGAGAUCAAGAAAGGGAAAUAGAAUAUUUUACACUCGGCCUUACAUGUUGUAACACUCCCAGAUGAACGGAGACUCGGUCACACAAGCUGCUACAAUUAGCAUUUUUCAAUGUAACUAUUCAAAUAUGUUUGAAACUGUAUAUUUUUUAAUGAAUAAAUGAUUUAUUUGCAACAAUGCUACCAUAUUCAGUUUUUUUGUGUGAUUACAAAAUAGAAAAUCUAAAGUUUUUUUUAAUAUGAAAGCAAACCAAAAGUUAAU